AUGGAUUAAAAGUCAAGUUUCAUGGAAGAAGGAACAUGAGUUCUGAUAUCAAGAAGCCUCCCAUAGCUCCAAAGCCAAAACAUGCAUCAGUUCAAAAACCUAUCCCACCACCAGUUGCUCCUAAGCCAGAUGUAGUUCAGGCCAAAGUGUCACCAGCUUCAAAGAAAUUAAAGCCAACAAUUGCUCCAAAGCCAAAAGUCCUUCAAAGUCCAUCUGUGUCUGAAGAGCAGAGACAAAGCAACGUUAAAUCAAAUGGUAUUAACAAUGAUGAAUACCAAGAUGUUGAAUCUGAAAAGGUCAGUUGUAAGCACGAAACAUCGGCCAACAACAAAAUCUCAACAUAUAUCAUUUCACCUUGUUCCUGCAGUUUUGACUGUGAUCACAAGCUUGGAAAUGGGGAUUCCUUUCAGAAAACCCAAAAGGUAAUAGAACAGUUGGAAAACUUGGAAAAUAGGAAAGUGUGUGGGCAGCCAGUUCCUUGUGUAAGAACAAGAUGGAAUUCUUCCAGUCAACAGGACAAGCUUGCUAAAACAAACCAAGUCAUUCUGAGAGCCAGUAUUUUAGAAGACAAGGUUAAAGAUGUCUUGACUCAUAAUCUCUUUGCCAAUGGAUACACUUGCAAACAAGAGAACUCUGAGAAAAGCAUUAGGACGAAAGUUGUUGUAAGCUCUACAGAAUCAAGUGAAAGUGACUUGCCUUUUUCAAAUAUAGAUGGGCCUGCUAGUAAUACAAAAAAACAUAAUUUAUCAGUCAAAGAGCCUGCUGCAGCUCCUUCUCUGGAUGUUGUUCUAAAUAAUCCAGAGCACAAAACCAUUGAUCAUGUGAAAGAAUGCAAUGGUAUGCCACUUGACAAAAGGCCUUUAUCAACAGAACACUGUGGAAGGUCCAAAUUUCCACCACGAGCUCCACCUCCUCUUAAAUCACUUCCAGUUCCAAAACCAAGGAAGUUGCGAACCCAGUGUCUCGUGAGACAAGAUUGUGUGGAUGGCACUGCAGAAAACAAUGGUGAUCAGGUAACUAUAGGUGAUAGUCCUCAAACAAACCUUCAGCAAGGACAGAAUGAAGUGGAUCAAGCUAAUGAUGAAUACAUUAUAUCUAAGACUUUAGAUUCAAAGCAUCAGAAUAUUCAAGAGUGUGAAUCUAAUGUUGGCAGUUCAAGUACAGAUCCGACUCCAACUGGUCUUGAAAAUGAAACUGAAAGUAAGUCUGAGGAAGAUAGUAAUUUUAAAAGGUGCAGUUCCCUGUCAAUGAGCUUACCUAAACAACUGAAACUUAUUUAUGAACAGCUGCCAGUUAAGAAUGCAGCCGUGGAAAAGAACCUUGCUUCCAACACACCAGCUGCAGGUUCGCCAAGAGUUGCUCCAAAAAAGCCUCAAAGAUUCAGCUUGCCCGCAGCUGGCCUGCUUAAGAAAGCUGCUUCUGAGGAAAAACUUCACAGUUCCAAUGACAGCAGCUCUUAUGGUACUUUAGGGCAAGGAGAGACUUCCCAAAAUCAAUCACAGAUUUCAGAAAAACCAUCAUGGAAGUUGGAGCACCCAAUCUUACCUUUUCUAGGAAACCCAGAAUUGCUCAAAACUUCUUUAAGUAAUGACAGUACACAUCCACUCACCAAGCCUAGAGCUAAGUCUUUGUCUUCCGUUGACAUGAACAGAAUAGAAAACCACACUAACGAAAGUCCUAAAAAAAAUACAUUAAAGAAGUUCCUUAACUUUAAACUGUCUGUUUGCGUCAUAAAAAAUGACUUUCAGAAAUUUUUAUCCCGUGGCAGUUUGUCUUUGUCAGGAGACAACAGCACCUCUGAUAUAUUUUCCUGUGCUGGACACUCGACAUCACCAACUUUAGAGAGGAAGAUAAAACCUUCAAAAGCACAUUCCGCUGAUUCCUUCAGUCCGCUGUCCAAGAAAAAACAGAAAAACAAGAGUGACUUCAGUACUGUAAAUAACCCCAGCUCAAAGUCUUUAGAUGACAGUUUGGUAUCACUACAGAGACCACAGGUGGCAUCUUCAGAUGAGAUCCCAGAGCUUGAUAUUCCACAGUAUGAAAAUAUAUGUCACUAUGAAGAAAUCCCGGAAUAUGAAAAUCUGCCAUUUACUGUAGUUUCAGACUUAAAUGAAUGUGAUGCAACUAUUUAUGAGGUCGAAGACCCAGUUGAAUCUGUUCAUCCUUCAAAGGGCUUCCACGUUAACCACAGUGGGGUAUCCCAAGAAGAUCCAGAGGAUGAUGUGGGCAUGGUCCUUUCAGAUGAAGAGGAAAUUAUCAAUAGCUCAGAUGAAGAUGAAUUUAGCUCGGACUCCAGCAAAACAGAUCUUGAUAAUUCGGAAUGUAAAUCGGAAAAGAGACCAAGACAGAAGACAAAAGUAUAUUACAUUGCUAAGGAGAUCAUGAGCUCAGAGAAAGUGUUUGUCGAUGUCCUUAAGCUGUUGCAUAUUGAUUUCCGCUAUGCUGUGGCUCAAGCGUCCAAGAACCUCGGGAAGCCAGUGAUUGAGGACAGGAUCCUGAAUCAAAUCCUGUACUACCUGCCACAGCUGUAUGAACUCAACCGUGACGUACUACGGGAACUACAGGAGAGGAUGUCUCAAUGGAAUGAGCACCAGAAGAUUGCCGAUAUUUUUGUCAAGAAGGGUCCAUACCUCAAGAUGUAUUCCACAUACAUUCGUGAAUUUGAUCCGAAUGUAGCAUUACUAGAUGAGCAGUGCAAGAAGAAUUCUGCAUUUGCUGGAGUUGUUAAAGACUUUGAGAUGAACCCUCGUUGUGCUAACUUAGCUCUGAGGCACUAUUUACUGAAACCAGUGCAAAGAAUUCCUCAGUACAGACUACUUUUAACAGAUUACCUGAAGAAUCUUUCAGAAGAAUCAUCAGACUACAGUGACACACAAGCUGCCCUGAGUGUGGUGACUGAGGUUGCUAAUCAUGCCAACGACAUAUUGAAGCAAGGGGACAACUUUCAGAAGCUGAUGCAGAUCCAGUAUAGUUUAAAUGGCCAUCAUGAGAUUGUGCAGCCUGGAAGGGUCUUUCUAAAAGAGGGGACUUUAAUGAAGCUUUCCCGGAAGGUUAUGCAGCCACGAAUGUUUUUUUUGUUCAAUGAUGCCUUGUUAUAUACGACCCCAGUUCAAUCAGGGAUGUUCAAACUUAACAACAUGCUCUCUUUGGCUGGAAUGAAGGUGAGAAAACCAACCCAAGAGGCCUAUCAGAAUGAGCUAAAUAUAGAAAGUGUGGAGAGAUCCUUCAUUCUGUCAGCCAGUUCUGCUUCUGAAAGGGAUGAUUGGCUUGAAGCAAUUUCUACAGCAAUUGAAGAAUAUGCCAAAAAGAAAACAACCUUCAACCCAACAAAGAGUCAAGAAGAGACUGACCCUGAAGAGGAAGGUGAUAAUACGCUUGGCUCAAAAGCACCAAUUUGGAUUCCUGAUGGCAGAGCUACCAUGUGCAUGAUUUGUACUAGUGAAUUUACACUGACCUACAGAAGACAUCAUUGUAGAGCAUGCGGCAAGAUUGUAUGUCAAGCAUGUUCAACAAACAAGUACAGCUUGGAGUAUCUCAAGUACCAUUUAGCCAGAGUAUGUGAUCUGUGUUUUCAGCAACUCCAGAAACAAGAUAGUCCAAGCAUAGCUAAAUCAUGUUCUCCUGCAAACCAUAAGUCCCCCUCCAGUGCCCUUUCUUCAGUGCUGCAUAGCAUCCCAUCUGGAAGAAAACAGAAGAAAAUCCCAGCAGCUCUUAAAUUAUGCGCCAGUACAGAAGACUCCUCAAUGAGUGGUUACUUACAGAGAUCAAAGGGUAGCAAAAAGCCCUGGAAGCAGAUGUGGUUUGUGAUAAAGAACAAAGUCUUAUACACAUAUGCUGCUAGCGAGGAUAUCGCAGCCUUGGAAAGCCAGCCUCUACUAGGAUUUACAGUCAGUGUAGUACAGGAAGAGAGCACCGAACUGAAAGUCAUUCACCUGCUGCACAAAAACACUUUAUUUUACACCUUCAGAGCUGAUGAUGCUCAUACAACGGAAAGGUGGAUUGAAGCAUUUCAAGAAGGAACAGUAUUGUAACAACACCUAGAGACUUGCGAGUAAUUUGGACACUACAUACUGCCAUAGCAUUUUGAUAUAUAACUUCAUAUUUUUGGAUAUUCAUGUCUUUUAGAUCUUUUAUACAUUUGUAAAUUAGUUUUGUUGCAACUUCUGUACAGAUUAUUUAUUAAAAUACAGAUUUCAACCCGGAUGAAUGUG
Messenger RNA from Nanorana parkeri, 4211 nucleotides. It is a transcript of the gene FGD6, whose product is annotated as FYVE, RhoGEF and PH domain containing 6. The record is from RefSeq and is a predicted model, not a curated record. Gene Ontology annotation, molecular function: metal ion binding; guanyl-nucleotide exchange factor activity. Gene Ontology annotation, cellular component: cytoplasm. Bases 36 to 4031 code for a protein of 1331 amino acids. The transcript is spliced from 21 exons. Lineage: Eukaryota; Metazoa; Chordata; Amphibia; Anura; Dicroglossidae.